AUGAGCACGCCACUAGCAACACAAUCACUAGCCUUCCGUGUAAUGCGAUUAUGUCGGCCAUCUUUCAACGUCGACACUCCUCUCCUUCUAGACCCCGCCGAUCUCAUCGUCGGCGAAGACAUCUUCGACGAUCCAGUUGCCGCUACUCACCUCCCUCCACUCAUCAACAGCCACCUCACCAAUCCUCCCGACUUUUCUGAUCUCAGUUACCGCGCUCGAUUCCUCCUCCAAAAUCCCUCCGAUUCCUUCGGCCUCUCUGGCCUCCUCGUCCUCCCUCAGUCUUUCGGGGCGAUUUAUUUGGGAGAGACGUUUUGCAGUUACAUUAGUAUUAAUAACAGUUCUAAUUUUGAAGUUAGAGAGAUUGUAAUUAAGGCCGAAAUGCAAACGGAGAGACAAAGGAUUUUACUGGUAGAUAACUCUAAGACCCCAGUUGAAUCGAUUCGAGCUGGUGGUCGUUACGAUUUUAUUGUCGACCAUGAUGUGAAAGAACUCGGAGCGCAUACGUUGGUUUGUACUGCACUGUAUAGCGACGGUGAUGGUGAAAGGAAAUAUCUUCCACAGUUUUUCAAGUUUAUUGUUGCAAAUCCGCUUUCAGUUAGGACUAAGGUCCGUGUUGUCAAGGAAACUACAUAUUUAGAGGCAUGCAUUGAGAAUCACACAAAAACAAGCCUUUACAUGGACCAAGUUGAGUUUGAGCCAGCUCCAAAUUGGAGUGCAAAAAUUCUAAAAGCUGAUGAACACAAAUCUGAGGAUAAUUCUCCAUCCAGGGAAAUAUUCAAGCCACCUGUCCUUGUUAAAUCUGGUGGAGGAACUCGCAACUAUCUUUACCAAUUGUCAUUGUCCUUGCAUGGUUCAGCACAGAGUAAUGUUCUUGGUAAGCUUCAGAUAGCAUGGCGCACAAAUUUAGGUGAACCUGGUCGCCUACAGACACAGCAAAUACUUGGCACUCCCGUCACACCCAAGGAGCUUGAGUUGCAUGUUGUGGAGGUUCCAUCUGCCAUCAACUUGGAUAGACCAUUUUCGGUACACUUGAAUCUCACAAACCAGACGGAUAAAGAAUUGGGCCCUUUUGAAGUUUGGUUGUCACAAGAUGAUACGCUUGAUGAGAAGGCUGUUAUGAUUAACGGUCUCCAGACAAUGGAAUUAUCCCAGUUGGAAGCAUUUGGAACCUCAGAUUUUCACCUGAACCUUAUUGCUACUAAGCUUGGAGUCCAGAAAAUAACAGGCAUUACGGUAUUCGACAAAUCAGAGAAGAAAACUUAUGACCCGUUGCCUGAUUUAGAGGAUUCAGGGGAGAUUCAUCGGCCACUAAUUCUCACGAUAAAAGCCCGAUUAUGGAACCAAAUCAAGGAAAGGGAGUAUAUACAGGAAGCUGGAAACAAAGAACAAGAGGACUGA
Dovyalis caffra is the source of this 1398-nucleotide messenger RNA. NCBI's taxonomy places the organism in Eukaryota, Viridiplantae, Streptophyta, Magnoliopsida, Malpighiales, Salicaceae. The record is from the annotation of a GenBank genome assembly.